Messenger RNA from Anastrepha obliqua, 1360 nucleotides. Its product is annotated as serine protease snake-like. The coding region runs from base 205 to 1353 and encodes 382 amino acids. The record is from RefSeq and is a predicted model, not a curated record. Gene Ontology annotation, biological process: proteolysis. Lineage: Eukaryota; Metazoa; Arthropoda; Insecta; Diptera; Tephritidae. The transcript is spliced from 7 exons. Gene Ontology annotation, molecular function: serine-type endopeptidase activity.
AAGCUACAGUGCGUAGCUCUCUUAGUUGUGGAUGCGCUUUAAACUUCAGGUUUAGCUAAUUUUAUAUAUAAAAAAUGUAGGUACUUAGCUGCUCAUAUAUAUAAGUAUAAUUAGCAGGUGACUUAGUGUUUUAGAAAUGCAACGAAAUUUUUGCAUUCAAGUGUUGUUUUCACAACAAAUCAGUCGGAGUUUUAAAAGUAGAAAAUGUGGCGUUUGCGUGAAUGCCCAAGAUAUUACGCCAUUUUUGGCUUAAUUAAAAUAUUAAUAUUGAGUAAGUAUUAUUUACAUGCAUAUCCAUAUAUUUGUAUGUAUGUAUGCGUAACACUUAUGAUAUUAUUUGCCUGUACUAUUUCGUCAACAGUACUAAAAUCACUACUAUUAGCCGAAGGCUGUUAUGACGGUCAGGAAUGUUACACUCCACGAAACUUUAAAGGAAACUAUUAUACGAAAGACUAUUUGCAAAGACUAAAGGGACUACCUCACCAUCACUGUGAGGGAUCUUGCAUAGAUAAUAACGAAACGCUUAUUUGUUGCUCAUUCCGCGUUAAGCCCGAGAAAUAUCGUUUACUUAACCAAACAUGCAUAGACGACCAUCUACCACAUCCAUUAAUUAUAUUUGGAAAUGGAGCAUUGCCCAACGAAUUUCCAUUUAUGGCUGCCUUGGGUUGGCGUAUCCGCAAUAAAAAUGGCACAGAGAGCAUUGCGUACCGAUGCGGUGCAACUUUAAUCGAUAAAAGAUAUGUACUAACAGCCGCCCACUGUCUUUACCACUCCAGUGAUCCGCCUGUUGUGGUGCGCCCAGGAGGAUUCGAUUUGAAUAGUACCACAGCUGUUGAUUAUAAAAUCGAUCAGAUUAUUGAGCAUCCGCAGUAUGAAUACCCAGGCCUUUACAAUGAUAUAGCCAUUAUUCGUAUGGCGAAAAGCUUUUCUAGCGACGUUCCAGUUACUAACGCUUGCAUCUGGUAUAGGCCACUGCCAGAGAAGGAAGUAACAGCUAUUGGUUAUGGCGAUACACAAUUUGGUGGCACCUCUUCAGCUGUGUUAUUGAAAACGAAUUUGUCUACGAUCUUGAACGAAGAAUGCAACCUGCACUACGAACAGGACGACGACACACUGAGUGCCGGUGUUACCUCAACGCAGUUGUGUGCCAAAGAUCAUGAAAAGCUGCGAGACACAUGUCAGGGAGACUCCGGCGGUCCACUAAUUAUGUAUGAGGAAUUAAGAGGUUACAUACCGAUUGCGUAUAUUGUGGGUAUAACAUCGUUUGGCAUUGGAUGUGGCACUGGCACCCCGGGAAUUUAUACACGAACUUCGGAAUAUUUUGAUUGGAUUGAGGACACGAUUUAUAAAUAAAAAUCUU